Corylus avellana is the source of this 1480-nucleotide messenger RNA. RefSeq names its product F-box protein SKIP23. The record is from RefSeq and is a predicted model, not a curated record. Gene Ontology annotation, molecular function: protein binding. Lineage: Eukaryota; Viridiplantae; Streptophyta; Magnoliopsida; Fagales; Betulaceae.
AAAGAGUGAUAAUUAGUGAAGUUUCGCCUUAUUUAUUUGAUGAAUGUCUCGUAUGUCAACUUUAUUAAGUGAAUAUACCUUAAGUAAUAUUAGGUAGGUUUUUAUUUAUCAUCUCAAUCCUGGAAAACAGAAAAUCCGCGGAAGAUGGCUGUUGACUGGACGCAACUCCCUCGAGAACUCCUGGAAUCAAUCGCCGGCAAACUCACGAUCUACGCCGAUUACCUCCGAUUCCGCGCCGUCUGUCCCAGCUGGCGAUCCUCCGUCCUAAACAUCCCGCGCAACCUCCCUCCUCAGCUCCCAUGGCUCAUGCUUCCCCAGGUGCAAACCAACCCAUUCCACUGCGCGUUCUUCGACCUCUCCACCCGCAAACUCCACAAUCUCGACGUACUAGAGGUCACCUCGCAGGGCACGCACUGCUGCGGCUCUUCCCACGGCUGGCUCAUAGUCCUCGACGAGUCUCCGGCGGUCCUUCUCCUCAAUCCUCUCACCCGAGCGAGGCUACACCUCCCUCCGCUCUCCACCUUUCCUAACGUCGUGAGCUUCAACUACUCCGAAGCCGGUAGUGAAUACGCGCUCCGAGACGUGUCCGGUGAGAUCUACCGGCUUAGUUUGCGUGAAAUGCGCGACUCGUUUAUAAAGAAAGUUGUUCUCUCCUCUGCGCCACUCAAGAACAAAAACUUCAUCGCGCUGGCGAUUCUCCACCGCUUCAAUAUUUUAGUGUACUGUAAGAGCGGUGAUCAGUCAUGGAGUUUCGUACACGUUGCGAGGUUUCCCUGGGAGGACGUUAUAUAUUAUAACGACCUAUUCUACACGGUGGACAAGAACGGCGCAAUUGCUGUGUGCGAUCUAAACGGCGCGUCGCCGACGGUUUCGGUUAUCAGACCGCCGUUACAAUUGGGCGGCGGCCUGCAGUAUUUGGUAAACUCAGGGGACGACGAGUUGUUGUUGGUGACGCGGUAUGUGGUCCAUGUGGAUCUGCAACGCGACGACACUGACCCUUACGUGUCGUGUGUAUUCUACUGCUACAAAACUGUCCGGUUUGAGGUUUUCAGAAUGAAUUGGAGCGAACCGCGGUGGGAGAGGGUUACAAGCUUAGGUGAUCGGAUGUUGUUUAUAGGGGAAAACACGUCCAUCUCGUUUUUGGCUUAUGAUUUUAGGGGAUGUUUAGGGAAUUGUAUCUAUUUCACGGAUGAUUGUGAAUUCUAUGAUGGUAUCUAUGAUUGUUUUAUUGGAGACCAUGAUUUGGGCAUAUUCAAGUUGUGGGAUGGGAGCAUUGAACCAUUACCUUUUUACCAGCGAAAUCCGCAUUCUCGGAGCUAUUGGGCUCCAAUUUGGGUUACGCCAAAUCCGUGCUAGUAUUCGACCUUGAAUGUAAGUGCGAGGAGCCCUUUAGUGUGGCGAGUAUGUAAAUUCCUUUAAUGUAUCUGUUAUGCCCUGAAAUUACUUUGUAUAUAUAAAAUCUGACUAUAUAUUGAUUUUA